AUAAACGCUGCGCCAGCAGAAAAGCAGAGACGCGCAUUGUGCUCGCCCCCGCGACUCACCAAUACACUGCGCUCGGUCCAAAGUUUAUUCUCGCUCGGAUGCGGCUUUGUUGCUCCUCUACGUGAUUUAUCUCGCAAUAUUCGAUUCUUUUCCGCAUCUUCUACUUUUGCAUUCCGUAUUCGUCCGAACUUGCUUCAUUAUGAUUUUUGUGACUUUGUUUUGCGUGUGCGUCUUUGUAACAUCGUUGCAAGCUGACAGUAAACGUUAUGUGGUCGGCGGCUGCCCGAGUCUCUGUGAUAAGUCUAUGUGCCCGUCUAUGCCAAAGGACUGUCCUACGGGGCAGGUAAUGGAUCAUUGUAACUGCUGCCUGGUGUGCGCGUCCGGGGAGGGAGAAGUUUGCGGCGGGGUAGGUAAACUGGGUGACCCGGUGUGUGGAGAAGGUUUGAAGUGUUCGGUAACCGGAGGAGUGGGGUACUCCGCCACCGUCAGGAGGAGAGGGAAAACGGGAGUGUGUGUGUGCAAGGGCAGCGAGCCGGUAUGCGGCAGCGAUGGGGUGUCGUAUGAUAACAUCUGCGAGCUGAAGCGGGUCAGUAACCGGGCGCAGAGCCUGCAGCAGCCGCCGGUGCUUUUCAUACAACGGGGAGCGUGUGGGACAGCCGCCCAUGAUAACCCUGACAGCCUGAGGUACAAGUACAAUUUCAUUGCGGAUGUAGUGGAGAAGAUCGCCCCUGCUGUGGUUCAUAUUGAACUUUAUCGCAAGAUGGUUUAUUCUAAGCGAGAGAUGGCAGUGGCGAGCGGGUCAGGCUUUGUGGUGUCUGAAGACGGCCUCAUCGUGACCAAUGCCCACGUGGUAGCCAAUAAAAACAGAGUGAAGGUGGAACUUAAAAACGGAGAAUCGUAUGAUGCAAAGAUCAAAGACGUUGAUGAAAAAGCAGACAUUGCCCUCAUAAAGAUUGAUCCACCGAGUAAGCUUCCUGUACUUUUACUUGGGCGAUCGGCUGACCUUAGACCAGGAGAAUUUGUGGUUGCCAUCGGCAGCCCGUUUUCCCUUCAGAACACAGUUACAACGGGCAUCGUGAGCACCACACAGAGAGGAGGAAAAGAGUUGGGCCUGCGAAACUCUGAUAUGGAUUACAUUCAGACCGAUGCCAUCAUUAAUUAUGGUAAUUCUGGGGGGCCGUUAGUCAAUCUGGAUGGGGAGGUGAUUGGAAUCAACACAUUAAAAGUCACUGCAGGAAUAUCUUUCGCUAUCCCAUCAGACAAGAUACGCCAGUUUCUUGCGGAGUCGUAUGACCGACAAGCUAGAGGUCGUGGGGCAAUGAAGAAAAGAUACAUUGGUGUUCGUAUGAUGACCCUCACUCCUGCUUUGUCCAAAGAGCUGAGAGGUCGACUGCAAGACUUUCCUGACAUCACGUCAGGAGCCUAUGUCAUCGAGGUCAUCUCUAAAACCCCAGCUGCCGCUGGUGGACUUAAGGAACAUGAUGUCAUCAUUUCCAUCAAUGGUCAGCGGAUCUCCUCGGCAACGGAUGUAAGCACAUCCAUAAAAAAAGACUCCAAUUUACGCGUGGUAGUACGGAGAGGUAACGAGGACGUCAUCCUUACUAUCAUUCCCAUGGAGAUUGACCCUUGACCCUGACUAGACCUCGGACCCACCAAUGAACUUACUGGGCGUGUCUGCGGCCCCACCCUUUAUGAGGGACACCUGGUCAACUGUCCAUGCUCUUGAAAUGACUGGCAGGGUGAAAGCUCUGACUUAUAAGAUGUUAGACUGUACAGAGCACAUAGAUUUAGAUCCAUGUUCACUUUUAUUAAUGUCAUUUUUAUCAUAAUUAAUGAUUUAAAAGAUGGUACUACUGUUUACAUAAGCCAUUAGACUUUUUUUAGAUUUUCCAUAUUAUAGAUUUUCUUAUCAAGUUUCUAACAAUACAGUAUAUUGGUGUGCACAGCGGUUAAGAGUUCUUUCAGAACUUGUUUGGAUUUUGUAACACUUUUGUAAAAUAAACUUUUUUUUUGCUAUUGAAAAUAUUGAAAAACCUUUUGAUAUGUUGAGCAUCAUGUUUUAUAAUAAAUGUUUCACAUAACAAUG
This is a messenger RNA of Triplophysa dalaica, 2086 nucleotides long. RefSeq names its product HtrA serine peptidase 1a (gene htra1a). The coding region runs from base 200 to 1630 and encodes 476 amino acids. NCBI's taxonomy places the organism in Eukaryota, Metazoa, Chordata, Actinopteri, Cypriniformes, Nemacheilidae. Gene Ontology annotation, molecular function: protein binding; serine-type endopeptidase activity. The record is from RefSeq and is a predicted model, not a curated record. Gene Ontology annotation, cellular component: extracellular region. The transcript is spliced from 9 exons. Gene Ontology annotation, biological process: proteolysis; positive regulation of apoptotic process; programmed cell death.